CACGAGUGCUGCCACGGUGUGUUAAAGGUGAAUGGUGUAACUAAAAACUUACCCAUUCUCUUAAAUGGAGGUCGUGUUUCUAUCUAUGCAAGUGGAUCUCGCACAUAUCUCAACGCUGAUUUUGGCCUGAGUGUAAUGUACGAUGGACAGUACACAGUGUCUAUCUCUGUGCCUUCAAGUUACAGAGGGAAAACAUGUGGACUUUGUGGAAAUUUCAACGGCAAUCCAAAUGAUGACUUCCGCACCCUGUCUGGAAUAGUGGUCACCACUCCACAAGAAUUUGGGACAGCGUGGAAAGUGGCAGGCAACUACACCUGCAGUGAGGGCUGUGGCUCCUCUUGCCCACAAUGCACCAAUGAGCUGCCUGCUAGAGCACAGUGUGAGGUGAUUCGGGCAGCUGACGGUCCCCUCAGCUUCUGCCAUGAGCAUGUGGACCCAGCGCCAUAUUUCAAUAACUGUGUGUUUGAUGUUUGUGUGGCCGGAAAUCAAGGCCAAGAUCUUCAGUGUAGGGCCAUGGAAACGUAUGUCAGUGCCUGUCAGUCUGCUAAUGUUCGAAUCUACCCUUGGAGACAAAACACCUGCAGACUUGACUGUCCAGCCAACAGCCAUUAUGAGCUGUGUGGUACUGGCUGUGGCCACACCUGUGCCAGCAGCAUUAAUGCAACCUGUGAGCAGGUUUGCUCUGAAGGAUGUUUCUGUGACGAGGGCUUCCUCAUGAGUGGGACAAGAUGUGUCCCUGUAGAAAGCUGCGGAUGUCAAUAUGACGGCUUCUACUACAGUGCUGGUGAGUCCUUCUGGACCGAGGGUUGCUCCCAGCGAUGUGAAUGCUAUGCUCCCAAUGACCUGCGCUGUUCGGCUGUAUCUUGCACUUCUGCACAAGAGUGCACCAUCAGAAAUGGUCGGCGGGGCUGUUUUGAUGCAAUGUCUUCUCCUUGCACUGUGUGGGGGGACCCACACUACAUCACCUUUGAUGGGGCACUGGCUCAUUUCCAGGGCACAUGCUCUUACAUCGUUACUGAGAGUGUGAGCCACGGCACCAAUGAAACACAGUUCCAGGUAGUAGCCACCAAUAAUCACCGUGGCAACAACCACGUGUCGUUUGUGUCAGCAGUGGAUAUAUACCUCUCAAAACAAGCAAAGAGAGUGCAUGUCAGGAUUGGACCCAACCAAAUAGUAAAGGUAAAUGGAAGUGAAGUGUCUCUUCCCGACACUGUAGGAACAUUAGCUCAGGUGGUAAGGCAGGGAAGCUACAUAGUGGUCAAUGCCAUUGACUUGAUAGUCCAGUUCGACGGGCAGAGUACUUUACUGGUCAGAAUAGCCCAACACCGUCAAAACCGAGUCACUGGGAUGUGUGGAAACUUCAACAGUAAUCCUGCAGAUGACAAAGUCUUGCCCAAUGGCACAUUGGCACAAAACGACAAUCACUUUGGACACAGCUGGAAGUCAUCCACAAGCCAACCAGGGUGUGGAUCCACCGAUGAAAGGAGUGGUGAAGGAUUGAACAACUGUCCCUUCAUAGAAGAAUACUCUCAGCUCUGUAGUGUCAUCACAAACAGUAGCGGCCCAUUCAGAACCUGUCACCUGCAGUCUGACCCACAGCCAUUUUUCAGUUCCUGUGUCUACGAUCUCUGCCUCUACACUCCAGCCAAUGACAUGCUGUGCUCUGCAGUCUCAGCCUAUGAGAAAACCUGCUCUGUUGUGGGGUUAAACAUCCCGGAAUGGCGCUCUGCUUUGCAAUGUGCUGGUUCAGACCCCUGUGAACAGCUGAACUGCACAGAGUAUGAGUGGUGUGGUAAGAAGGAUGGUGUGUACGGUUGCUUCUGUGAUGAGCACUACCAUCGGCGCAACAAUGAGAGCUACGACUCGUCCAUCACUUGUGUCAGUAGUUCAGGCACCAUGUCCGUGUCACGCUGCCAGCUGUUUGAAGCUGGGUUCCACUCCAACGCCCUCCAUCUAAAAGAUAACUUCUGCAAUGGGACUCUUCAGAAUGGACAACUGGUGUUCAACUUCAACAACGAUGAUCAGCUGUGUGGGACAACGCUUAGGAGCAAUGGAACACAUUUCAUCUAUGAGAACGCCAUCCAGGGCAACGUGGACCCUCAUGAAGGUCCAAUCAGCCGCCAGAGAAGCAUUCAUCUGCGUUUCUUCUGUGAAUACCCUCUGACCCAGGCCCUGUCCAUGGCUGUGGGCAUCAAUCCAAUAGAGAGCAUUGUGAGGAAGAAUCUUCCAGUGGGCCACGGACAGUAUCAUAUGAGAAUGAUCCCCUACCAAGACGCUGGCUUCCGCUUCCCCCUAACCAGUACCAGGAACGUAGAAAUAGAAAUCGACCAGAGGUUGUAUGUGGAGGUGCGGACAGAAGGAGUCGACCAAAGGCAGAUCUCCACCGUUGUGGACUCUUGUUGGGCAACGCCUGUCAACCUUGCCAACUACCCUGUCCACUGGGAUCUCAUAAAUGCAGAGUGUCCUAACCCAGCAGAUGGAACAGUAGAGAUGGUUCAGAAUGGCAUCUCCACUGUGUCCCAAUUCUCCUUCAAGAUGUUCACCUUUUCAAACUUUUCAUCCAUCUACCUGCACUGCCAGGUCCACCUUUGUCUUUUAAGAAACAACAACUGCACAGCUCACUGCUACCCAGGUUACCCCAGGCGUGUUAAGAGGGACGUAUCCUACCAUGCUACUAUAGACAUCUCACUAGGACCACUAACCCUGGGGCCACACAUGAGAGGAAGAACAGUGACACCGAGCAGGGCUACAGGUCAUUUGACCUCACUGAUGACCCUGCUAGUCAGUUUGCUGACAGCCAAAACUCUGGUCUAGGCGGAUCAAUGGUGAUCUAUGUUGUAAAAUGACUCAACAUAUCUUUGCUUUUAGAUUGUAUUUCUUUUCUAAAGUCCUUGUCCUUGAGUUGUGUUUUGUUAUUUGUAUGAAGGGGAAAAGUAGAAUAAGGUUAUUGCUUUAAAACAGUAGCCAAUGUGCAGCAUGUAUUCACUUUGCAAGGUGUUAAUUGAUGAUAUCCUUAGUUUCUUUGUGGUGGUUCUUUUCAUUAAAUAUCAUAUAAUAACAUAUAAGAAGUAAUCAUGUAAUCAUCUAUAAUGAAGGUUAAAAUUACAAAUUAAAGUGUUUUAUGCAUGGAGUAUUAACGU
Etheostoma cragini (Arkansas darter) is the source of this 3140-nucleotide messenger RNA. RefSeq names its product alpha-tectorin-like. NCBI's taxonomy places the organism in Eukaryota, Metazoa, Chordata, Actinopteri, Perciformes, Percidae. Gene Ontology annotation, molecular function: protein binding. The transcript is spliced from 15 exons. The record is from RefSeq and is a predicted model, not a curated record. The coding region runs from base 136 to 2814 and encodes 892 amino acids.